CCUGCACGAGGCCCCGCCCCACCUGCGCGAGGCCAUCGCGGGGAGAUGGCGACUUCACCGGACGCUACCUCCUCUGCGCUGCCGCCCUCCCAGCUGCCCCCGGUGGUCCGCCUCAACGUGGGGGGGCUGCACUUCACCGCGGCGCUCGGCACCCUGCGCAGCGCCCCCGGCUCCCGCCUCAGCGACCUCUUCGGCGAGCCGCCCGGCCGCCCGGCCUCCCCGGGGGAGGCGGCCGCCGCGGCCGCGGCCGCGGCCUGGGAGGGCCGCCAACCGCCCCUGCGGUUGGACGAGGAGGGCCGCGUGUUCCUGGACCGCGACGGCAGGCACUUUGGGCACGUGCUGGCCUUCCUGCGGGAGGGCGCCACGCCGCCGGCCGAGGCCCCCAACGGGCUCCGGGAGGCCCUGGCCGUCCACGCGGAGGCGACGUUCUGGGGCCUGGAGGCCAUGGCCAGGGCCCUGGAGGAGGCGCCGGCCCUGUUCGGCGAGAUGGUGGCACGGAGGCAGUUCUGCGCGCAGGUGCCCAGCUACCGCGAGAACAUCGAGAUCAUGAUCCGCGUGGCUCGCGCCGAGGCCCUGGCAUCCCGGGUAUCCCGAGUUCUGGUCCACGUGAACAAGAGCUCCGAACACGAGCUCCACGACCACCACCACCACCACCACGAUGGGGGUGCCAGGCGCGCACACGCUUGCUCUCUCCACGGGGAGCAGUACCUCGUCAACUUCGGACCCUGGAGUGUAGAGCCUGGGGUUCGGGACCUCCUCGAUUGUGUCAAGGUGGACGUGGAGGCACUGGGCUACCGCGUCACCUGGGAGGAGCGGCUGCCCCCACCGGGAGAGGGGGGUGGCGACCGGGGGGCGGGGCUCGCUGGGCUCUUCCGCGGGCCCCCGGCUCCCCCCCCAUCCUGCGGCCUCUACGAGUUCCUCUUCCACUGGUGGUGACCUCGGUGGGGGGCUCGUGGGGGGGGGGGGAGGGGGGGCGGAGAGAUUUCGGGGGAGUGGGGGGGGGCAAGGUCAAAAGGUGCCCCUAGGCUAGACCCACACAGCAGCAGCAACAAUCAUCGAUUUCCUUAUUGGCAGCAGACUAAAGCACAGGGACAGCUGCCACUGGGGGUACCCCUAGGCGAGACCCACACAGCAGCCAAUCACCGCCCACCUACUGGCAACAGACCGAUGCCCUUCCUCCCAGAUCACUCCUGCGAAUGAGACGCCCAUCCUGUCCUCUCGCCUCGCUAAACAUCAACCUGCACUCCUGAUGAUCAUGAUGAUCAUGAUGAUGAUGAUAUUCAUAUUCUUGGUUCUUUCGGUAAAGUCACGUUGAAGGAAAACAAUG
Messenger RNA from Petromyzon marinus (sea lamprey), 1327 nucleotides. The record is from RefSeq and is a predicted model, not a curated record. Lineage: Eukaryota; Metazoa; Chordata; Hyperoartia; Petromyzontiformes; Petromyzontidae.